UUAUACUUCUUCUACUGCUACUUUAUUCUAAUUAAUUAUUUGUUACUUGUGCUGUUAAUUGCAAUUCUCAAUCCGUAAAUAAUUUCUUCUUUCUACCGUGUUCGUACUACUGUCCUCGUAAAAUCAUCGUAACCGAUUGUUGUAAUCGGAUUACAUGAACAUCACUCGACCAUGUAUGUCCAUUUGGACAUAUCGGAAUGGCACGCUUUGACGAUCAACUUGCUGUAUCUACUCUAAUCCAUAUCUGUGAUCAUCAGUGAUUUUUUUUAAGUUGCUAAAAAGAGUCGUGUAUCGUGGUUGUGUCUUCGAUUAGGUUUUGAAUUAUGCAACGAUGUUCGAAUGUUUGUAUUAAGAUUAUGUUAAUUAAUACAUUUUUUUUAAUAAAUUGAACGUAAAUGUUCAUAAACUUCCUCCUAUUUGAUUGUCGAUAACGCACCUGUUUCUUCACUUUUGCAAGUGUAUUUUUACUUCUGCAUUAUUUCCAAUAUCUCUCCAAAUAUGAGCCUGUGCAACACUUUAGUUGGUGGAAUCAAAUAUCUAAACCGUAAUCUAACGAAGAAAAUCGAUACGUGCCAUGUUUUACUUGCUAAGAAGUAUUCGACACGCGAAUUGCUGAAAGAAGCAUACUGUCGCACUAAAUUAAAAUGUCGUUCCAAAAAGCUACCGCAAGAUGUGAACCCUCGAGGUGUGUUUGCCUGCAAUGAGUUGGACUUGUCUGAAGUUAAAGUUUAUGGGUUCGACUAUGAUUACACUCUGGCCCACUACAAACCCUCUCUGGAGCACCUGUUAUAUAAUCUUGGCAGAGAAGUCUUGUUGGAAAAAUACAAUUAUCCACCGGAAAUUUUAAAUUUGGAGUACAAGCCGAACUUUGCUGUAAGAGGUCUUCACUAUGACAUUGAAAAAGGGUUGCUGCUAAAACUGGACUCGUUCCUACAAAUCCAGUUUGGUGCCGUCUAUAGAGGCCUCACACCUGUCUCUACAGAGGAAGUGCUAAAAAUCUACAAGAACCGAAUAAUUCCUAUUGCCUACGUGGAAGGUGACACUAGAGCCCAUAAGGCAAAUCGCGCAAAGAUGGUGCAUUUGGCGGAUCUGUUCUCUGUACCUGAGAUGGGCCUGCUGUGUAAUGUAGCAGAGUAUUUCAUAAAGAAUCAUAUCGAUUAUCAUCCAGAGAUCUUGUUUUUGGAUGUUAAGAAUUCUGUACAAAGCUGCCACCCGGUAAUGCACAAGAUUGUUGCUCAGAAUGUCGAAGAGUACAUCAGGCCCAAUCCAGACCUAAGAAAAUAUUUCCAAAUGUUGCAAGAAUCUGAAAAGAACUUGUUUCUGGUGACCAACAGCCCUUAUCAUUUUGUCAAUGCGGGCAUGGAGAUGCUAGUUGGUCACGACUGGCGGGACUUCUUCGACGUAGUCAUCGUGAACGCGAACAAGCCCAAGUUCUUCACUGAAGUGUCUCGCCCAAUCAGGGUGUUUGAUAAGAACGCCAAUACGCACAUCUGGGAGAAGGUUACGUCUUUGGAGAAAGGGAUCAUUUAUUAUGAGGGCACAGUGAAGCAGUUGCAAGACCUGACGGGUUGGAGCGGGCACCAGGUGUUGUACUUCGGAGACCACCCCUACAGUGACCUGGCUGACGUCACGCUCGAGCACGGCUGGCGGACCGGCGCCAUCAUCAACGAGAUUACACACGAGAUCAAGACCCUCAACACGCAGUCUUUCAAGGAGAACGCGAACUGGCUUCAGAUGCUGACCCAGCUUAUCGAGGACCACCAAGACUAUAAGGAACCGGAGGCCGUCGAGGUCAUCGGCCAGUGGAUGGCUGAGCGGGACUAUCUUAGGAGUUCUUAUCUCGCUUCCAGGAACGAAAUAAAGGCGGUGUUUAACCCCCAGUUCGGUAGCGUGUUCCGGACCUACCACAACCCCACAUACUUCUCUAGGAGGUUGUUCAGAUUCGCCGACAUUUACACCUCAAAUAUCACGAAUCUUCUCAACUACUCCCUCACUUACACUUUCUACCCACGGCGGGGAGUGAUGCCACACGAAUACGGCUCCUACUUCGUCUAGUUUUAAGCUGAAAGUACCGUGGCAAUUAUAUUUUUAUUAUAAUGUAAGAAAGAUAAACUUUCACUGAUUUUGUUGCUAUUAAGUUAGAUUGAAUAGUGUUAUAUUAAGAGCAGUAUUAAGCAAUCAGAUAUAUAACUCGUUUAGAAUCCUUUUAGGUCUGUUAUACAUAUUUAUACAUCCCUUUUAUGAUAAGUUUACUCACAAAAAUGGUAUUAUGAAUAUUUUGAAUAUUCUGUAACAUGUUCCUUUGAUAUGAUCUAGGAUGUAUAACUGCGUAUUUUCUUUAUUUAUACAUAUCAUAUUUGGAUAGUAUUUAGUUUAUUAUAUUUAAUGGAAAAGCGAAAAAGUAUAGAUAAGUAUUCAGCCAACUGUUUUCUAGUCAAAAGUAUUUAAUACUGUCUCAUAAAUCGAUUUAAUUAAAGCUUUUAAAUACAUAUAUCAUUGUUAAUUUUUUAAAGUCAGUAUAUUAUGUCUUUAAGUUAUGAAAUACUAUGUAGAGUUGCAAUAUAAUAUUAUGUAUUUAUAUCAUACGAUAUUAAGGUGCUCAUUCAUCGAGAGUAUACUCGUGUAAUGUAACCAAUGCCAAAUUCUAUUUUGAGCGUGCAACACUGUUACAUCGGACGGUCAUCCUCCCGAUUGAUGAGAGCCUUCAGUCAGAUUCUUGCAAGAAAACUGUUUACUUAGCAUCUGACGAAAACUGCUUACGUUCCGUGGAUCUGAUGAAUGAAAUAUCUUAUAAUAUCUUCAUAUAAUUCAAACUUCCAUGUCUAAGUAAACAUCUAGAUUGGUUUGCAAUAAAAUAAUUAUGAUUUAAGACAAAUACUUAAUCUACAUACUCAAUUAGUGAAGUUCGGAAACCAUAAUUUUCAUUUCAAAUAACAAUCAGUUAUUAUAUUGUUAAUAUCUGUAAAUAGUACCAAAGUAUAUUAAUUAUUAACGUACCACCUUGCUAUUUUAAAAAAAUUAUAAGGUGCAUAUUGUUGAUAAAAUCAUUAUUUUUAUUAUCAGCAGUUUAUUUGUGCAAUAUUUUCGAUUAAAAAAAGUAUACUAUAUAUUAGUACUAUUUAUUAUUUAUUUAUUAUUUGUAUACCUUUACUAUUUAUUUAUUAUUUACGAAGACGUAGUCAAUUUAAAAUGCAUGAUUUUUUAUAUAAUUAACCUUUUCUAUUAUCUUAAAAGUAUUUAAGUAUCUUUAAUAAUGUUAUUUUUAAGUUUAAUCAACAUCAUUGUAAGAUGAGAUGGUCAAUUUCAUUACCAAUUGCUAGAUAAUACAGACCAGUGGUGGUUAGUUAAUUAGAAAUAAUCUGUUAUUUUUUUAAAUUUAAAUCGAGAUGAAUGCAGCAAGUGAAACAACUGAAUAAUAUAUUUAAUUUUGACGUCAAUAUGUUUGCUAUAUUAAUAUCCUAAAUAGGCUUUUUUAUUUGUGUCUCCUCUUCGUUUGUAAUUGGAUGUUAUUGCAAUACUUUCCCAAGUUUUAUUAUAAUUUCUUUGUUGUAGAUUUAAUAAUUAUACGUUGCAUCCAUACAAACGUAAUGAAACUCAUUGGAAUUUGCUUUAAAAAGUGAUCUUGCCGCUAAUGUUCAUUUACUUCAAAUAUGUGUUUCUAAUUGAAUUUCCACUACUGAUACACGUUUUUAAGGUUGAUUUUGUGAUUAAAAUGUAUGUUACUCCAAUAACUUGAUCUAUUUGUGACAAGGCUAUAUAAUACGCUUCAUAAUUUUUGAUUGAUUGAUAUAGGUACAUAUGAGUGGCAUAUAACAUCAAUCUUGUUUGCUAAUUAAUACGAUAAGUAAUUACGAAGACAGAUAUAUUUUUAUAAAGUAAAAGCUAGAAGCAAUCACUUGAUUACGAUCUUAGUUUUAUAAAAUUACUAGUUGACCCGGCGAACUUUGUUCCGCCUUAAUGGCAAUAAAUAAGCAGACUUUUUUUUUAAAUUUCGAACGGGAUAAAAAGUAUCCUAUGUCCUUCUCCUGGAUCUAAACUACCUCCCUAACAAUUUUCAGUUAAAUCGGUUCAGCCGUUCUUGAGUUAUAAGUGGAGUAACUAACACGACUUUCUUUUAUAUAUAUAGAUUAAUAUGAAAUCAUCUUGUGCUUUGUUGAUGUUGAUAUUCUGAAGCAUUUCAUUUUUGAUAAGAUUUAUUGUUUGCUCAGUUGUUUUUUAUCACCGUUAAUAAGUCUUUAGCAGUAGUUUAGAGAAUUGGAGACUUAGCCCUGCAUUAUGAAACGAAUUAACCUAGAAUUCACACGCUUGCCUUGGUUGAAUUUCAAUAUUUAUUAACACCAAUUUUAUGCUUGAAUCUUCCCUCGAGUCAAGAUGAAUGUCGUUUCAUAACACAGGCUUAAAAGUAGUCAUUUUUGAAAGUCAGUCUUUGUAAAGCGAAAGAUCCUUUAGCCAUAUUUUGAAGUAGUCAUAGAUUUUAGAAAAAUAUUCGACAUUAUUUUGUCUUCUAUGUAUAUUAGAGUAGGUACAUAGGAGUAUUUAAUUGGAUGUAAUAAUUAUACAUAACGGGUAAAUUUUAAAUCGUGUGGUUCCACAACAACUUUUGAUAACGAUUGUUGUAUACAUUUUUUUAUGACAUUACAGCAUUAGUUUACAAAUUUAACGAAGUAUUUUAAUAUUUUACAAUAGUUGUAUGGUAAUAAAGUAUUCGUACUGCAUUAAUGCAUUUUCAAGCAACACGAUUUAAUUUUUACCCUAUAAAUACGAUUAGUGAAAUUAAAUGACAUUGCAAUGUACUGCCUAUCCAAAAAGACAAUAACUCGACCCAAAUCAAGUAUCAUCGUCGUACCUACAGUUUAUAAAGUUUUCAUUUUAAUAUACAUUAAGAUAUCGUGUAUUUGUUCGUUUACUGUUUUCUAUGAAAAUAUUCUCAUUAAAGAAUGAUAUUUUAA
This is a messenger RNA of Ostrinia nubilalis (European corn borer), 4949 nucleotides long. RefSeq names its product 5'-nucleotidase domain-containing protein 3 (gene Nt5c). Gene Ontology annotation, molecular function: 5'-nucleotidase activity. NCBI's taxonomy places the organism in Eukaryota, Metazoa, Arthropoda, Insecta, Lepidoptera, Crambidae. The transcript is spliced from 9 exons. The record is from RefSeq and is a predicted model, not a curated record. The coding region runs from base 499 to 2055 and encodes 518 amino acids.